Messenger RNA from Lithohypha guttulata, 1686 nucleotides. RefSeq lists its product as uncharacterized. Gene Ontology annotation, cellular component: membrane. The transcript has 2 exons. The coding region runs from base 1 to 1686 and encodes 561 amino acids. The record is from RefSeq and is a predicted model, not a curated record. Lineage: Eukaryota; Fungi; Ascomycota; Eurotiomycetes; Chaetothyriales; Trichomeriaceae. Gene Ontology annotation, molecular function: serine-type endopeptidase activity.
AUGGCCGCGGCCGAGUCAAGUACUUCGCAGGGCUCUCCAUACAGGCCGACACUGCAACACCUCUCGCAUGCUGAUCGACAACGAGAUCCAUUGACGAAGCCGCUGCGUGGAUUCAGCUCAUCAACUAUCCUACGCAGACUGAAACCAUACGAUCCUGAAUACGAAGAUGGUUUAACCUUCCGAGACGAUCCUCUGAAUGAGCAGGAGCUAGCUACAAUCUUUGUUGGUCUACACAUUGAGCCAGAAGAAGCAAAUCGAUUGCUGAAAGUGCUACACGCUCGCCGUGUCGAUGGCACAUUGGAUGUAUCCUUGGACGAAGACCUAUCGACAUUGCUCGACACCUUUCCUCAGUCAGAAGAACUAGCCCUAACAUGGCUGCGAAACACCUAUCCCGUUGACGAGGACGCCGCAAUUCUGUCCAGAUUUCAGCGCGAGGAGUCCCCUCGAGAACAGGAGAACCCUAGCGCAUUAAUGGAAAGAGGCCAGAGGUUGGGAUUGUUCAAAACACAGGAUCAAUCAAUACGGGAAGACCCCACGUAUUACGGCCCACAAAGCGGCGCUUACUACUCUCAAUUGAGUGAGAAGCAAGGCGAUGUCUUCGGCCGUUCAGAACUUGAGGAGCUUCGUGCUGCUAACGAGGCAAAGGCAGAAGAGGAGGAGAAUACGCUACAACAGCAGAUCGACCAGUCUAUGGCCCAGGCAGAAGCACAAGCGCAGAUACAAUCUCAGAAACAGCCCAAGAAGCAAUCGCAAGCACUAGAAAGAGCACCUGAGCAAGGCAUAGAACUAGCCGAUGGCAGACACGUUCGUCCUCCGAAUGAGUUCGAAAAGUGGAUAAUUCGAGCACAGCAGAAGGCUAGCACUGGUUUUACACUCGAUUCGCCUGAGAUUGCCAACUUGACAACUGCAGGUAGAAUUCUACCGAGCCUGCUGUUCGUGCUAGUGUCUUGUGCAGGCCUUUAUCUUUUUGCGCAGUACUGGGAACCACCUCGACGAAGCGAUCGUUUGAUGCCCAAUGUCAGCCUUUCAGUUGCCACGUGUAGCGGUAUUCUAGCUGCGAAUGUACUGGUCUUUUGCUUGUGGCGUUUUCCUCCUGCCCUGAGAUUGCUCAACCAGUACUUCCUUGUCAAUCCGGCGUACCCUUAUUGGUUCAGCAUGUUUGGUAAGACGUUUAGCCACUACAGCUUUCGACAUCUCCUGUACAAUAUGGUCUCACUUUUUAUCUUCGGUCCAAGUUUGCACGAGGAUAUCGGAAGAGGGAACUUUCUUGCAAUAUACCUUGCGGCUGGCCUUCUUGGAAGUUUAGUCAGCAUGAGUUCUUUCGUACUCAGAGGCAUCUUGUACACCUCUUCGCAAGGCGCUUCAGGUUGUACCUGGGGAAUCAUGAGUGCCUAUAUGUGGCUGCACAAGGACGACAAUUUCAGCUUGAUCUUCAUACCAAAGGAGUAUCAGGGUCAAGUGUAUGCAAAGGGUUGGAUGUUAUUAGGAGCUCUAGUCGUUUAUGAUGUGGUCGUGGGCUUACGUAAGAAGACGAUCGACGUGGCGGCGCACUGGACAGGUAUUGUGGUGGGCAUAGCAGCAAGCUCAGCAUGGAAGGUCGAACACGGGGACACCAUGAACCGUGAAGCCAGACCUGGCCUUCUGGCUAAUUUUAUUGAAGAGAUUCAGAAAAAGUUCACAGGGUAG